CGCGCGGCAGUCUCGCCCCAGCCGCGGCGCGCUAGUGUCGACGCAGCAAUAGAAUAGAACAAUUAUUUAAAAUUUUGAACCGUGUAUCCCGCGCAUUACAGCUGAGGCCUGUAUUGACAACGAAUUUAUACAUAGAUUAAAAAUAAAAAAAUUAAAAAAAAAGUUAUUAAUUGACAGUUUGAUUCGCGGCGAACACACUCAAGGACGGUGUAAUUAGGAAAUUUUGGAUAAGUGCGUCUUUUGCGAUAAGAUAAUUUUUAUAGAAACGUCAUAUUUGUGGCGUGCUCGUGAGUGGUCGAUCGCUUAUUUUGAAGUGAAUAAGUUUUAAUUUUGUGCGACGUGUUGGUUUUGGAUUUUGGUGGUGAAGGUUAACCACCAAAAUGCUAUCCCGGGAGUGCGCAAACACCAGCCAUUAGAUUAAAAACUACCAAACAUGCAGCACACGCGCAACAUGGCAACACGGUGACUAAUUUCGGGCACCGACAAGAGAUGGCGCUUUUAACAAACUCCUCCGCGAGUGGACCAACAGCGGCCCCUGCGGCACCCCAAGCGCAUCACUCCACGACUCCAUUGCACCACUAUUUCCAUUAUCUGAAGCAGCCUUCGCCGUUGUCCCAGAACCCGUAUGCUCAUCAUUCGAGCGCGCAUCACAUGGGGAUGGGGCCUGGCCCGUUGGGGGGUUUGGGGCCGUUCGGGCUGACGCACCACGGGCUUGAAGCUGUGGGGUUCCCGCAAGGCGUGAACCCUAGGAAGCAGAGAAGAGAACGGACCACGUUUACGAGGGCGCAGCUGGAUGUUUUAGAAGCCCUGUUCGGGAAGACUAGGUACCCUGACAUCUUCAUGAGGGAGGAGGUGGCUUUGAAGAUUAAUUUGCCUGAAUCUAGGGUUCAGGUUUGGUUCAAAAACCGUCGCGCGAAAUGUCGGCAGCAACUGCAGCAGCAGACAAACACGCAGAUAUCCAGUAAAUCGUCGUCCGGGUCCAAAACAAUAUCGUCCACGAACGCUAUCAAGAGCAGCAACUCCUCAUCAAAGAUAUCCACAUCCAAGUCCUUAACGAGUUCGAGUUCCAGCCUCUCCACGACGCAAAAUACGUCGAGUAUCACAACAUCAUCGCCGAACCUCCCCAUCACCCCCACAACUUCAGUCAGCCCACCAAUCAAUGUUAUCUGUAAGAAGGAAAGCGCCCCAUCCAACUACGACUCGUCUCCAUUGAACAAGAACUUAUCUUCACUCCACCAUUACAAUUCGAACGACUUAAGAAUCAGCGGGAAGGACUCCUCUCCUUCAGACACGCUGUCCAACGUCCACUCGUACGGCGUUACACCGAAACAGGAGUUAUAUUCGAGUCCGAAAAGACUGGACUAUUCUAGCAAAGUCGAUUAUUCGGAGAAGUCGUUUGGAAGUAACCUAGUUAAAGAUCAGUACAGCUCCCGUUUGACUGGUAACCUGACUCCGUUAGGUUCAAAUUCCUCGAUAAUGACGACGCCCUCUCCUCCCAUAACUCCACAAAGCCUGAACGGGCCGGGGAAUGUUUAUCACCCGGAUAGUUACAAUAGCUUUCAUUGGCCCGGCAGUUCGGAUUAUAUACGAAGUUACUCGAGCUCGCACCAUCAUCAGGGAUAUGGGCAGAGCGCGUAUAAUUCGCCGUAUUAUCCUAGUCAGAUGGAGUACUUCAACGGCGCCUCAGUGAACCAGUCUCACGGUAGCCACGGCCACAACCUCGCCAAUGGCAACCAGCUAUACAAUCAGGUAUCAUUCGGCAACCCGUCUCCGCCCGCCGCGUGGCCCUCCCACAACAUCCUUUCCUCAGGCCCAGAAUCCCCAGAAAACCAAUCCCAAAACUCCCCACACCUCAGCAUGCUACAAGCCUCCCAAAUCACAAAUUUCUCCAACUCAGGCAACAGCUACUUCGCCCCGGAAAAGUACGGCAUUAAUAUGGUGUAGUAUCUCUAGUCUCUUUCUAGGUUAUUGUAAAUAUUAAGGCGGCAGUCCAUCGGAGCGGCGCUCGUUUUCGAUUUCGAUUCGUCAUUCUUGAAUCGGUCUUUUUCACUUUCAAAUGUUCGAGACGUUUCCUCGAUCGUGCCGAUAGCUUUGGCGGGAACGUUUCGGUCGGUUUGCAAGUGGGGAAAAUCGGUUGUACAUUUAUACAUAUCACACCUUCGACAUCAAACGAAACGGACGUCGUUCUGAUAAACUGUCUAUAGUUAAUUGCAAAGGAGAUUCUGUCUAUACUUUGUAAAUUCUCACUUUGGACAAAUGCGCCAACCGUGUUUUCUCGCAUCACAAACUCAGUACAAAAUCAUAACCCCGUAAUGUAAUAACAAUAAAUUAUCACCGAUGAUAACAAAUACGCUUUCCGCAUUUGUCCAAUUUAAUUUACGAAUCGUUCUAAGACUUUUAUUUAAAGCGGCUUUAAAUUCAACGAAUUAUUUAACGGAGGCCUAAGGACGGCUGGCGAGCCACGAAAUUCCAAACGUUAUGUUUUGCAAUGUACAUUCCCAAGUCAUAUCAUUUAAUUUUAAAUUAGUCUAUGUCUAGUGACUAUCGCACUUGCGUUAAAACUAUUGUAAAUAGAGAAUAAGAAUUUUUAUUUUUAAAUGAAUUUUGUAAAUGUGCGUGCUACAGUUGUAUAUGUGACUUAGUAUAAAGUUGUGUUAUUCCUAAAAUGUCGGCAAAUCGCUGUGAUUCACUUCAUUUUCUUUAAUGUACAGUUCGUGUAAAUUAAUUUAUGAUAGUUUAAUUUACUUACGAAAUAAAUGAACGUGGUCGUGUUUCAUUUGAACUUCGAGUCAACUGUGAGAACUGUCAGUGAAAUCAUGCAUUUCAUUUAAAUGUAAAGUAAAUGAAACGAACAAUAAAAUUAUUGAGAGAUUACUAGGUUAUGUAUUUAUGCCUUGGAAUGUAUUGAUUUCGAUUAAUAAAUAUAAUUUGAAUUUAAAUGAACAUUUGAAUCCAAAUGACGUUUUCAUUUAGCGAAAUGACUACAUUUAUUUAUUACACUAUAAAUACAUUUUGCAUAGAUUUGUUUUUAAUUUAAUUUUCGGAAAUGUAGAAUGAAGUAAUAAAUUUGUAACUUAUAGUACAUUUUAUGCUUGGACAUAGAUAAGUUAGGGUUAAGUACAAUUCAUUGUACUAAGUUCGAU
Molecule: messenger RNA, 3143 nt
Organism: Zerene cesonia (dogface butterfly)
Lineage: Eukaryota; Metazoa; Arthropoda; Insecta; Lepidoptera; Pieridae
Gene: oc
Product: homeobox protein OTX1-like
Exons: 5
Coding region: 490-1944 (484 amino acids)
Biological process (GO): regulation of transcription by RNA polymerase II
Cellular component (GO): nucleus
Molecular function (GO): DNA-binding transcription factor activity, RNA polymerase II-specific; RNA polymerase II cis-regulatory region sequence-specific DNA binding
Source: RefSeq, a predicted model, not a curated record